This is a messenger RNA of Aethalodelphis obliquidens (Pacific white-sided dolphin), 2896 nucleotides long. RefSeq names its product GPALPP motifs containing 1 (gene GPALPP1). The transcript has 9 exons. NCBI's taxonomy places the organism in Eukaryota, Metazoa, Chordata, Mammalia, Artiodactyla, Delphinidae. The coding region runs from base 77 to 1123 and encodes 348 amino acids. The record is from RefSeq and is a predicted model, not a curated record.
GUAUGGCGGGCUACCUCGCGGGGGUUUGACUCGGCGUGGAUACACCUGUGUGUGAGACUAGUGUCUGCCACCGCGGAUGGCGAGGGAUCUUAUCGGGCCGGCACUGCCGCCCGGCUUCAAGGCCAGCGGGUCAGCGGAGGACGAGGAGCGGGACCCCAGCCCCGUUGCAGGACCAGCUCUGCCCCCUAAUUAUAAAAGCAGUAGUUCAAAGUCAUCAGACAGCGACGAGGACAGUAGUUCUUUGUCUGAAGAAGGAAAUCAGGAAUCUGAAGAAGAUGACACUGGUCCAACUGCAAGAAAACAGAGGAGAAAUCAGGAUGACGAUGAUGAUGAUGAUGAAGGGUUUUUUGGACCAGCCCUUCCUCCUGGAUUUAAAAAGCAGGAUGAUUCUCCUCCAAGGCCUAUAAUAGGUCCUGCAUUACCACCUGGUUUUCUUAAAUCUGCACAGAAAAGUGACAAAGGCAGAGAUGAUCCAAGACAAGUAUCAUCGUAUUUCAACUCUGAGAAGGAAACAGGUAGCAGUGAAGAGGAGGACAUUAUUGGGCCGAUGCCUGCCAAAGGACCAGUUAACUCUAGUGUUACGACAGAGUUUGAAAAAAGGGCCCAGAGAAUGAAAGAAAAACUGACUAAAGGAGACGAUGAUUCAUCUAAAACAAUUACAAGAGACUCUUGGAUGACUGAGCUUCCUCCGGAGCUGAAAAACUUUGGUCUUGGGCCUAGAACUUUCAAGAGAAGAGCUGAUGACAAAUCUGGAGAUCGAUCAGUCUGGACAGAUAUGCCAGCUGACAGGGAAAGGAAAGCUAAGGAGACACCAGAAGCAAGAAAGUCAUUCAAUAAGAAGGAUGAAGAACAUAUAUUGACAGGAAUGGAAAAGAGAUUGGCCGAGCAGGUAUCCGCAUACAAUGAAUCAAAAAGACCAGAAUCUCUUAUGGACAUUCAUCAGAAAAAACUAAAGAAUAAGGCUGCUGAAGAUAAAAAUAAGCCCCAAGAAAGAAUACCAUUUAACCGUGAUAUGGAUCUCAAAGUUCAUCGGUUUGAUGAAGCUCAGAAAAAAGCCCUGAUAAAGAAAUCUAGGGAACUAAACACCAGGUUUUCACAUGGCAAAGGCAAUAUGUUUUUAUAAGUGCUAAGAACACAGUGGUGAACCAGACAUUCGUAGCCCUCAUCCAUGAGAGGAGGUUCUGUGCUAGUCACUACAGAGUGUUCACAGGUAAGUAACGCAGAUUCCCUGCCUCGUGAGACGUGGGAGAGCAGAAGAUCUCAGUUAAAAAGACCAAGUAAGUGUAUAUCAUGAUGACUAUAGCUAAUACUGCUGUAUGGUGUAUAGGGAAGUUAAGAGAGUAAAUCCUAAGAAUGCGCGUCACAAGGAGAAAUUUUUUUUUCUUUUUAUUGUGUCUAUAUGAGAAGAUGGAUGUUAGCGCAACCUGUUGUAUCAUUUAACAAUAUGUAAAUCAAACCGUUGUGCUGUCCACCGUAAACUCAUGAGUGAUGUAUGUCAAUUCUCCGUAAAACUGGGGGGGGCGCCACAAGCUGUGGUUAGUGUUAUAAAGAAAACAGGGUAAUGGGACAAUCCAACAGGUGAUUGAGGAUGGAAAUCCUACCUGAGUAAGGUGAUAAGGAAAAUCUAUCUGAAGAGAUGUUAUUUAAGCUGAAACCUAAAAAAAUGACAAACUAGCAGUUUGAAAAAUGACUUGUUACCAAAUCAGGUCUGGCUGCUCGCUGCUCAGUCAAUAACUCAAGAGAGAGGCAAAUGUCGCGAGAAAGGAAAGCUGCUUUUUUAAUCAGAACGCUGGCGAUCUGGGGAGAUUGUGGACUCAGUGUCCCCCUAAAACCACCUCCAAAGAUUCUGCUCAGUCAGGAAAGUUUUUAAACGGAAAAAGGGAAGUAACCUCAAUCAUUGAGAUGGGGGGAUCAGAGUCAUCCCCAUCCCGCUCUGUGCAGGCUCGUCGUGCAGGCUUAUAGAUGCUGUCUUGUUCACACAGUUGGCUUCACACGGUUUGUUCGUGAGAUUACUGAAGGGGAAGCUAGGGAAGAGAUCUGAUCAUCUGUUAUAUAUGUUUUCUUCAUUUCUACUUUGAUCCAUGGAAAGAACAGGUUAGGCAAGGUAUUGUGUGAUCAAAAAAUUGAAAGGUGUGCUGGGACCCGAGUUGAGUAGAGCAUGGGGCUGCCAGGUUUAAGGUAAGUGAUAAGACAAAAGGGGCCUCCUGCAGAGCCCCCUUUCCUGCAACCAGCCCUUUCCUGCCAAAAGGUGCUUACAGACCACGUAUGCAAAAACCCUGAAGCAUUCAUUCUUUGGUGUUUGAAGAAUCGCACCAGUGUGGGCGGUGGACAGUGAGAAAUACGCGUAGGGUUGGUCCCUGUGCCAGCAGAUACUAGGAAGCCCAUGUAACUGCAAUUAACCCGAUUUUAGAAGGUAAAAGGAGCCUCCCAGAGGAGAGUGGCUCUUGGUCAAGUCAUAAACGUCGCACAGGAGUUGGCCUGAUGUAUCCUAACAUCAAAGAUCUACCUUACUGGCCUUCCAGAAUUUCCUAAACAUAUCUGAAUUCAUACCUUAGGCCCUUGCUCUAAAAACCUGUGUGAAUCCUCACUAAUAACGGUCAUCAGUUAUCAGAAUAUUAGUACAUUGAACUCCUGCCUAUACUUUAUCACCAAACCUGCAAUUAUUUAAGUAGAGCUGUUUGCGUUUUUUUUUUUUUCAGAAUUUGUUAUAAAUGAUUGUUCAUUUCCUCCUCUUAGGCCUAAUUAUUGAGGAUUAUAUACAGCCUUUUUAAGAGCUAAAUAACACCAGAUGAAUUCAAUAGAUAUCGAUUGAUAUCAAUCAAUUAAUUAAUUGAUAGCAAUUAAUCUUUAGAAUUCCAGGACAUGGCAGAACCUUUUCAUUUGGGGACUGGAGAAU